CUAGACUGGCCCAGCUGUUACACUACACUAGCCUGAGUCAGGCAUUGUUUUCCAAGCCACUAUCCCCGAUCGGGCCAACGCAGCCUUCAAGGGGGAAUGUGACCAGGAGAAUAGCCCGCUGAGCCUUCCAAGAUGGACACCUUGUCUCUUUUUUUUUUUUUUUUUUUUUUUUUCUUUUUGGUUUGUUUCCUUUCAUACUUUCCCAUGUUGUCCACUCUCUACUGUCUCUAUCUAGAAACUACAAGUUAUUGCUUAUCUCUAGCGUUGUGUUUAUAUUUGUUAUUUUGGUUUGUUGUUUUUUGAUUAUUGUCCAACCCCCACCCCCCUCUCUCUUUUCUGCUACAGCUGCAGCUUGUGUGUGAUUGAAUUCUGUCCAGGUUGCUACGGCAUACCGGUGGGAUGUGUUUCACACAUGGGAUGCUAAGAGGAUCACUAACACUUGUUACUCUCUUGUCUCCUACUGCUGUUGACGUAGUGAGGGGCUAGUCAUACUAAAAUGAUGCAGCCAUUGGGGUUGUCUUGUGUUGCACACCUUUCCAACACUGCGAAAUGAUCGGUCCCCUCCCCCCACGGAAAAGCGCCCAUGCUUGAUAUCGUAUGGUUCAUGACCAAUAUGUUUCCAGUACAGGGAAGAUCCCAGAAGAGGCCAAGGCUUUGUCACUUUUGGCACCCGCCGCCCCAGUGCCCAGCCUGAUUCCUGGCGGGGGACUGCUACCUAUUCCAACUCCAGCUCCACUUCAAAAUCUGAACCUUCCCAUAGUGAAUCGGAUAUCACCUAGUGUCGACACAGCCACAGCCUCAGCCUCAUCGCACUCACAGCCGCCCCUCAUGGGAAAUGUAGACCCCUCUAAAAUCGAUGAGAUCAGGAGGACGGUCUACGUCGGCAACUUAAACUCACAGACGACCACCGCAGAGCAGCUGUUGGAGUUUUUCAAGCAGGUGGGAGAUGUAAAGUUUGUGCGGAUGGCCGGAGACGAAACCCAGCCGACACGCUUCGCCUUCGUAGAGUUUGUUGAACAAGACUCCGUCGCCAGAGCUCUGACGUUCAACGGAGUCAUGUUCGGAGACAGACCCCUCAAGGUUAAUCAUUCCAACAACGCCAUAGUAAAACCUCCAGAGCUGACACCACAGGCUGCUGCUAAGGAGCUAGAAAGUGUGAUGAAGAGAGUGAGGGAAGCCCAGUCUACCAUUGCUGCUGCCAUAGAACCAGAAACAAAGAAGCGUUCCUCCAGUCGAUCUAGAAGGUCGCGGCGGUCACGCUCGCGGUCACGUUCAGUUUCAAACUCAAAAACACGGAGGAAAAGGUCCCGUUCGAAACACAGACCGUCACAGAAGUCGUGGCCGAGGAGUGACUCCCACAGUUCCCGAAGUAACCACAAGAGGCGCUCACGAUCUAGAGACAAGAGACACAGCCGCAGUCGCUCCAAGGGCCACAAGAGGAGGAGUAAGGACAGGUCCAGGAGCCCUCGGAGGAAAGCCAGAUCACCCUCACCAAAAAAAAGUAAGAAAGACAAGAGGAGGGAGCGCAGCAGGGAAAGAAGAGACUUCUCCACAUCGAGGAAGAGGAGCCGCAAAGAUGAGGACAGGAUAAAGAUCAAGGCCAAGCCACUAAAGGUAGAAAGGGACUACAACAGGGAAGAAAAGGACGACUACGAAAGCGACAGAGAAGACUCGGCCACACCGAGCGAGGACAUGACGCCAUCGCCCUUCACCCAGCACAACGGCAGCUACAAACAUCACCACGACGAAGACACGUACGUGGGCGCCAACAGCACCAAGUGACUAUUAACGACGCCAUUGAAACGGGCCCCGUUCCAUCAGAUCUACUCAAACACUCAGCGUGUGUGCGUAUACGUGCAUUAUAACACCGGAUAAACUCUUACAGUAGCGUGUUGCCUCCAUCGUCUCCGGUUGAACAACAUGAUUUUUUAAAGAUUUCAUGUUAAAAACAAAAAGUACAUUCUUGAUUACAUAGAUCCUGUAAUUCAACAUUUUGUUUCAUGAUCCAACCUGAAGGGCAAGUGAGCAUCGGGUACAGCAGUUUCUUGCCACUACACGUCAGAUGAAGAUAUAUAGCAACGAUACAGUUUGUUACAAGGCUGUUUUAUUGCAUUUCAUUAUAUUAUACAGGUGCUAGUGUGUCCACCUCCUGUAUGUGUUCAUUGCUUUAAGAACACAAAUCACUCUAUUGUCUUUAUAUAGAUUUCAUUCUGCUUUUCGAUGUCCUUCAGAAACCAGCUGCACAGCUUCUCAAACUCAUUGUGUGUCACCACAUAAUCAUCUCUGUCUGCAUUCCCAAGACCUUCAGAGCUAUUUUAGAAAAAGUUAUAACGGCAGAGCUGGGCUGAAGUCCCACAGGAAGGGCAGAGUUAGUACUCGUUUCCCCAGCAAUUAGAUUUUUAACUGUAGGUUUGUGCCUGUCUUGGAUAUUUAAAUAAUUGUUUUUCAAUUCCUCCAGAAAGACAUCUUUACCAAAUACCUCUAAGAUUCUCAGUAUUUAUAUCAUACUGUAUGUGGCACCUAAUUUAAAAAAAAAAAGUUAUCUCAAUAUAGCAAAAUGCAGGAGCAGCUUGUAGUAUCAUAAAUUAUGCCUCAUCUGUUGGUGAGAUUGGAUUUUAAAAUGUUGGCUUUUGCCUUAGUUGCUAUCGUGGCUGCAAAUGUAAUUAUCAAUGAAUCGUUUUGUCUAUAAAAUAGCUGUCAUAAUUUGUUAGAGUUCAUGUGACGUAUUUAAAUGUGUUUGUUUUUAUUUGACCAACCGUCCAAAAUUCAAAGAUGUUCAGUUUAUGAUCAUGUAUGACACAGAAAAGCUUUAAAUCCUCAUAUUUGAGAAGCUACAACUAGCAAAGUUUUGCUAAAAACAAUGUCAAAAAACUAUUAUUAUGAUUGUUAAAAUAGUUCCAGAUUAAUUGUAAUUGUUUAAUCAACUAAUCACUGCAGUGCUAGUUUAUAUGCAGGGCCUUUCCACCAAAAAAAAAAAAGAAUCAGUGGUAACAAGUAAGCUUCUUAAAUGAGUCAGUAGUAACAUAAAGGUAAAAAGGAGAGACGGAAGUGAGAACGUACAUGUGCACAAAUAUGGCAGAAAGAACACAUAAAAGGCUUCAACUGGCCUGUCGCACUUCCUCAAGCAGAACUUAAUACAAAGCUGGUUCAGUAUUGCAGUUGAUUGUAACUUGACCUCAGUUUCCGUGGUAACUGACUUAAUUUUGUAACUUCUGAGUUACUACUUUAAUUUUACUCAAAUCAAAAGCUUCUUACCGUAUCACCUUUUCAUUCAUCUCAUAGCUUCUGUCCUCAGAGACAAAUAAGACACACACACAUAUUUUUAAUAACUAUAAUAUAAAUUAGACUAUUAUGUAACAUUAAUCUAUAAAUGUUGUGCUUAAUACUCGACAGCAGACCCAAAAGCAAAGGGAUUAGCUGGUAAACCAAUGUAAACAAGGUAAUGACCAACUAAUCCUGAGCUGAAAUAUUCUUUUUUUUUUUUUUUUUUUUUUUUAAAGUAGGAUAUUUCAUUUUAUGUGUUAUUUAUAGUACGACCCUAACUGAAACUUUGAAGAUGAAAUUGCUGCUUUGCUGCCCGAGGGUCUCCUGGGGUGUAACUGUUUUAGUCUUAGUGUGGCUUUGACUGCAACUUCCCAUAUUUAGUUUUCUUGCUCGCUGGGUGAACAGGAACUGUACACAACAUAUUUACUACAUUGACCUAGUAACAAAAUAUGGGCUUCUUUUUAGUGUAUAGAGGAUUUUUUGCUAAUGUGUUAAGUGCUCAUUUGCCCUUUUGUGAGGUGUUGAAAGAUAAUGUGAACUAGAGGGUCUGUGAAGUGCCCUUUCUCUCCUGUUUAGCACCAUGUUUCUCCAUUUUCUGGGAACUGGAGUUUCUCCCACAAACUAUACGCUGUUGAUUUUAUGACUUUCAAGUGCUGUACUUAAUGAAACUGCAGAAUUAAACAGUUUUCUGUAACCAUGUUGCUAAAAUACCAUAAACGGAUAAAUCUCCCAUUCAGUUGACAUGAAUACAUUGCUUUAUCUUCUUGUUUUUACUUAAUUGGUGUACAUUUACAUCCAGAGUGGGGUUGUUUUUGUUUUGUAUUUCUGAAUACUAGUAGUCGAAACAAGAUCAUAAUGUAUCAUGUUCCAUUUCCUGUUAUUGUUGUAAAAGCUGUGAGACAAAAAAAAAAAACUAUUUACUGUUUUAUAGAUAUAACACAAGCCUAUACUGUAAAAAUGAUGAUGUGCAGAAUGUCUGUUGGCUCAUAAUUGCUCGGGAAAGUGAAGCUCACGCCGGUACAAGACGACCGAGGCGGAGCGAGACGCCUCACAGGUCAACAAACAAAAAAACUGCUUUGCAAAGCACAGAAAGGUCAAAAAGUGCCUAGACUAAGAUUGUACAGAAUAUUCUACUAAAAUACGAAGACUUUGACAGAUUCAAACCUGAGUUUAUUGUUUAGGAAUAGCUGAAAUGAGAAAUGAGAUGUUAUAUUUAAAGUAUUGUCUGCUGUCUUUAGUGAUUAAUAGCAGAAUAGAGUCAACAUUCAUGAGACUUAAGUGGAUUUGUCCUCUUUUUUUUUCUGUCAAUUUUUGGUGUUAAAGCCAGUAUUGAGUAAUGUGUCAAAAAAAAAAAAACUUCAUACUGGCCCCCAGAUUGAGAUCAGUGUUUAUUUAAGUUUCUAUCAAAGUGUGUUAUAUUUUAAAAAGACAUUAAAACUUUAUGGCUGUCUUUGCCAAAUUCCACUGUUAUUAUUACUUUAUUGUGUUUUUUCUUUUCCUGCUUUUUUUUUUUUAAUCGUACACAAGGCUUCAGUUUGAAGUGGUGAACUUGUGAUAAAGUUUAGUACAAAAAGGCAUUUUUCAACUAAACUGACAGUAUGUGAAGAAUUUAAUUUUUUUUAUAUCCAUGUAUCCACUACAUACGUACUAUUAAAAACAUGUUUCACAGCUGGAUUAAAAAGCUUGAUGUCAGCAUUUUUGGGACUGGAUGUAAAGGUUUGGUAACACUGUUCUUGAAGAGCUUGAUGUACGUAUGUGAUCCUUUGCAGUUUGUAUCUAACAAUACAUCUGGUCUGUUUCCAAAAACACUCAAUAAAAAGAGACUUUUCAU
Molecule: messenger RNA, 5095 nt
Organism: Scomber japonicus (chub mackerel)
Lineage: Eukaryota; Metazoa; Chordata; Actinopteri; Scombriformes; Scombridae
Gene: srek1
Product: splicing regulatory glutamine/lysine-rich protein 1
Exons: 11
Coding region: 598-1782 (394 amino acids)
Cellular component (GO): nucleoplasm
Molecular function (GO): RNA binding
Source: RefSeq, a predicted model, not a curated record